This is a messenger RNA of Cutaneotrichosporon oleaginosum, 1337 nucleotides long. RefSeq lists its product as uncharacterized. Gene Ontology annotation, molecular function: ubiquitin protein ligase activity; single-stranded DNA binding. Gene Ontology annotation, cellular component: Rad6-Rad18 complex; nucleus. Lineage: Eukaryota; Fungi; Basidiomycota; Tremellomycetes; Trichosporonales; Trichosporonaceae. Gene Ontology annotation, biological process: DNA damage tolerance; protein monoubiquitination. The record is from RefSeq and is a predicted model, not a curated record.
UGCAUGCGCUCGCCAUCACAACAACCCUCAUCGCCAUCGUCGUUUUUGUCCUCGCCGCCUCCGUACUUUAGGCCCUGCAACUACCGAGGCUAACAGAGUGUGCCACUGUCACGCGCACUUCAAUCCGAGCCAUUUGUCCGCAGCGGUACGCCCUCUUUGCCUCGUUUCGCUGCCGCUCCAUCUCUGCUUGCUGGAAGCCUCUCUUCGUCGCACUUCGUUGCUCUUCGCCCUCGCAACCUCAUCCAUCGAAUUAUGGACACCAGUCAUCCUCUUCUACAAGCAGGGGAUGAUCCCAAGCCAUUUCCGCCCUCAUUUUCCACCUUCGUGCGCCUCGACAAGGCCUUUCUCUGCCCGAUCUGCAAGGAGCUCCUCUCCGCGCCCGUCAGCAUCGCAUGCGGGCACUCUUUCUGCUCAGCGUGUAUUCGUUCCUCCCUCACACAUGCGAAGAAGUGCCCCUCCUGCGGGGAAGCAGCGAGCGAAGGCGCGAUCCGACGCAACCGGGCGCUCGAGGAGAUGACGGAUGCAUGGGAGGCCGCUCGACCGCAGUUGCUCGAAUUUACAAAGCCACGCAAGCGCCCCGCACCUUCCUCUGGUCCACCCUCGGUCCAUUCAUUGAAACGCGCGCGAACACAGUCGCCCAGCAAGUCAGAAUCACAGCCGCGCUCCACCUCCCCCUCAGAGGGGAUGGAAGUGAUGAAUUCGAGCGACGCUGAAGUCGAUGAGCUGUCCGAGAAUGACGAAGCGCCAUGUCCCAUAUGUGGAGUGAAGCUCGAGAUCUCUGCGAUCCCGGGCCAUAUCGACCGCGGCUGCCCGCCUCCCAAAGCGAAGGCGGCGCCAGCCAAGACGACGUGGAAGAAGCUCUUCGCGGGCGCAGGCGUAAAGGGCAAGACUGCCGAGAUGAAGCGGAUCGUAAAGCCCAACUACAGCCUGAUUAGCAUCGGCGACCUGCGUGGGCUUCUCGCCGAACACGGGCUCCCCACCACCGGCGACCGGCCUACGCUCGAAGCACGGUUCCAGGAAUGGACGAUCCUGUACAAUGCCAACCUCGACACAUCGCAUCCCGCCGCCCUCCCAGCAUUACGGGCGAAGCUCGCGAACGCCGAGGCCUCGCGCCGCCGCGACCGCGACAAGGGGAAGGAAGAGGAGGUCGAGGCGCUGGCGAGCAAAGAGGGGCUGGCGAAACAUGCGCGUGAGCAGCGCAGCGAGUUCGAGCGGCUGCGGCAAGACGUGCUGGACCGCAAAGCGCGCAAGGCACGGGGCGAGCCCGACGGGCAGAGGGUGGACACGGCCAUCGAAGUGGAAUGACGCGGAGCACGGCGGCCAGAGACAGUUGUACA